Messenger RNA from Caenorhabditis briggsae, 270 nucleotides. Lineage: Eukaryota; Metazoa; Nematoda; Chromadorea; Rhabditida; Rhabditidae. The record is from RefSeq and is a predicted model, not a curated record. The transcript has 3 exons. Bases 1 to 270 code for a protein of 89 amino acids.
AUGUUCAUCCUCUCGUUCUUUUUUGUGUCUCGUUUCGUUUUAGUUUAUUGUGAUACAGAUGAUCAUAUCCAAGAGUUCCUUCGAAACAAAACGUUCCACGAUGUCAUCGGAUUGAGUCAAAAAUAUCAAAGAACGAAGUAUCUCGAAUCUCAGCAGAAGCUAUCAGAUGAAUCACAGGCUCGUCUUGUUCUGGCAGAUGAAACAGUAAUGCCUUGUGAUGCAAAUUGGCAUCAGUAUGCGGAUAAUGGUUGUUGCUAUCGGGUAAGAUGA